Fusarium verticillioides 7600 is the source of this 2146-nucleotide messenger RNA. RefSeq lists its product as hypothetical. The record is from RefSeq and is a predicted model, not a curated record. The coding region runs from base 119 to 1069 and encodes 316 amino acids. The transcript is spliced from 5 exons. NCBI's taxonomy places the organism in Eukaryota, Fungi, Ascomycota, Sordariomycetes, Hypocreales, Nectriaceae.
GGUCAUGCUUUCUUACCAUAAUCUAUAAACAUAUUUGAACUUCUAUUCUCUCAGUAAACCCACGGAUUGCGUCACCCGCUGUUUGCCUUCUCAGAAUCCCCCAAGACACUGGUCAAGAAUGGAUUCCCAAAUCGACCCUCGAAUCAUCGCCAUCGCCGGCCCUCUCCCCACGGGCGUCGACCUCACUGCCAACACUGCAGCCUCCGACAGAGCCGCUAUAAUCAGUGUAUUGAUACUUGCGCUGACUGCCAUCGCAUUUCGAUUCACAGCUAGGCAUAUUCAGCAGACCAGGAUACACUGGGAUGACUGGGUUAUCAUCAUUUCUAUGGCGCUCGUGGGAGGGACUGCAGGUUUAGCUAUAGCAGGUGGCCAUUACGGUGCAGGUAAGCAUAUAUGGGCCGUCGACCUGGGCAGCCUACAACAAAUCUACAAGAUACUUUUCGGAUACACAUUUUUGUACUCUGCAUCCUGUGCCGUCAUCAAGAUCUCGACCCUCCUCUUCUACAGCCGCAUCUUCCUUUCCACAGAACUUCUCUUCUCCCUUUCCAUGAGGUUCGGGUAUUUCCUUUCUAUAUCGUGUCCUAUAGUGGUCUGGGUCACUAUGGGAAACAUCUGUCGACCAUUGGACCACUUCUGGACUCAGUUCGCGGGCACAAAGGGGACCUGCAUUGACAUCAACACGUUCUUUCUCGCUCUUGGUAUCAUCAACACGAUCAACGACUUUUAUAUCCUCCUUACACCGAUACAGCAUAUCUUUCGGCUACAAAUAUCAUUGAGAAAUAGGGUCGGCAUUGCUGGCAUUCUUAUGCUAGGUGGUUUUGUCUGCGCUGCUAGCGCCGUACGCAUCCACUUCCUCAUCGAGCUUUCCAAGACCAAGGACGUCACGAGAGCCAUGGGGCCCGUAUUCAUCUGGUCCGACCUCGAACCGUGCAUCGCAAUUGUAUCCGCAUAUCUUCCGCACCUUGCGCCGUUGCGACAUAUAGUUUGGGACAAAAUCUCUUCAACUUUCGGCAGCCAAGAUGCAAAAGGAACAGGGACUGACUCCAAGCAGUGGAAGAGCGCUACGUGAAACUCAAAGGGGCCUUUGUUCACGUAUGGAGGGUCUAAGUAUUUUGGCAGAGGCGAAAAAAUUAAGCUUGCAGACCAUGAUGAUGAGGUUAAGUUGACCAACCGGAUAACAGGUAGCUAGGCUAUAGGCCACGCAGCCUCCACAAACUCGAGCUCAGGAGAGAACGUCGAUAAACAAGGUAUCCAUGUCCAAACGAGUUGCACACAGCAAACAAAGCAAAGAUGAUAAGUAAUGGGAAAUAAACUGGAAGAAUAAAAGAACUAAAGAUUAAAAGACUAAAGAAAUACCUCUACUACCAGAUAGGGAAAACCGGGCAAACCGAUAAAAAACCCUAUCCCCCCAUCAUUUCACCACAAGUCGCGUAUCAUCCAACCCCGGUUUUGUGUUUUGGUGACCUUUUCACAGCCAUGUACCGAAGAUCUUCAUGUAGAUCAUCUUGACAAUCUGCACCUCAACAGCGUAAAGCAACAGCUCAGCAGCCAAGAAUCCAACAAAUGUCGGCGCUGGCUGAGCAAAGCUGAACGCAGGCCUAAAAGCCGGGAUCCAAGGUAGGACAAAACCAAUUGCCAUGAUCGAUGCAGUAGAGAAUACAAGGAUCGGUGCUGCGCGGCUCUGGAUGAUUGGGAACUUGGCUGUUCGGAGCAAGUGGACGAUCAGAGUCUGGGUGAGAAGACUGUCGCCGCGUUAGCGGUGUGAUUUUAGAAGAGUUGAGGAGAGCUUACCCUUGAAGGAACCAAUGUGUUUGAGCCAGCUUGACAUUGUCGCUAGUAGUUCGGAUGCCGUAGUAGAACCAGUUGAGAGAGAAAGUGCACAUGUCGAUGACCGAGCUUGUAGGACCGAGGACUACGAUGAACUUGAGGAUAUCUGCUACUUGUUAGACAUGGCCAUGGAGAGAGACAAGAAACCUACCCCUUGCGUUCCAUCGUCGUGGUUGAGUUAGAUACUCUUCGUCAACGCGAUCCCAAGGAAUGGCGAUCUGACUGAUAUCAUAGAGCAAAUUCUGAGCAAGAAGUUGAAUGCUAGUCAUCUAUACUCAAGUUAGCAUACUCCCAGAAAGGUAUGAUGAGCUACUCACCG